UGUCAUGGCGUCGGAGGCGCUGGCGGAGGAGAACCCGCAGCGGUCUCUUUAGAGCGAGGGGCGGGCGGCUGGGUAUGGAGAGCGGCCCCGAGAGCCUGCAGCCGCUAGAACACGGGGAGGCCACCGGGCCAGCGCCAGGGACAGGUUCUCCGCAGGAAGGGCGACAGGAGAUCAGGCUCGCCGCUGGGGAUGGUCCUGAAGUAUGGGCGGCAGAGAGCGGCGGCGGGAAUGGGCAGGGGGCGGCGGCCGCCGGGAGGAGCCUCCAGGACUCGGUUCCUCCCGCCAGCUCCCCUCAGGUUCCUGAACCCUGCAGCUCCUUCACGGGCUUGGACUUGCAGAAGAGCGAUUUGGAGAGUCCUGCUACCCAGAAGGUGCCUCUGAGAGGACAGCACAAGGUGACCGCCUCCCCGGAGACAGUCGAGGCUGGAGCGGGCCAUGGGUUGGGUCCGGCCGGAGACUCGGGCGCCCGCUCGGAUCCCGCCGGCACCUGCCGGCCAGAGUUGGCCGCGGGCUCCUCGGAGCCCAGCAGCGCCGGCGGCCUCAGCAGCAGUUGCAGCGACCCGAGUCCUCCUGGGGAAUCGCCGAGCCUGGACUCCCUGGAGUCGUUCUCUAACCUGCAUUCUUUCCCCAGUAGCUCUGAGUUCAAUAGUGAAGAAGGAGCUGAGAGCAGGGUCCCCGAGGAGGAAGAGGGCGGCACGGCGGUGUUGCCCGGGGUUGUGCCUCUGUGCAGGGGGGAGGAGGAGGAGGAAGAGGGGGAGGCAGCUCAGGUGCUGGCGGCCUCCAAGGAACGCUUCCCGGGACAAUCUGUCUAUCACAUCAAGUGGAUUCAGUGGAAAGAAGAGAACACACCCAUCAUUACCCAGAAUGAGAAUGGACCCUGCCCUUUACUGGCCAUCCUCAAUGUGUUGCUUCUGGCCUGGAAGGUGAAACUUCCACCGAUGAUGGAAAUCAUAACCGCUGAACAGCUGAUGGAAUAUUUAGGAGAUUACAUGCUUGAUGCAAAGCCAAAAGAAAUUUCAGAAAUUCAACGUUUAAACUAUGAACAGAAUAUGAGUGAUGCUAUGGCAAUCUUGCACAAACUGCAGACAGGCUUGGAUGUAAAUGUAAAAUUCACUGGUGUUCGAGUGUUCGAAUAUACUCCAGAGUGCAUAGUAUUUGAUCUUCUUGAUAUUCCUUUGUACCAUGGGUGGUUAGUAGACCCUCAGAUUGAUGACAUUGUAAAAGCUGUUGGUAACUGCAGCUACAACCAACUAGUGGAGAAGAUCAUCUCUUGUAAGCAGUCAGACAAUAGUGAGCUGGUUAGUGAAGGCUUUGUAGCUGAGCAGUUUCUAAAUAACACAGCCACUCAACUGACGUACCAUGGAUUAUGUGAACUAACUUCAACGGUUCAGGAAGGAGAACUUUGUGUGUUUUUUCGGAAUAAUCAUUUUAGCACCAUGACCAAAUACAAGGGUCUACUCUAUUUGUUGGUAACAGACCAGGGGUUUCUUACUGAAGAAAAAGUUGUUUGGGAAAGCCUACACAAUGUCGAUGGUGAUGGAAAUUUCUGUGACUCAGAAUUUCAUCUGAGGCCUCCUUCAGAUCCUGAAACUGUAUACAGAGGACAACAAGAUCAGAUAGAUCAGGACUAUCUUAUGGCGUUAUCUCUACAACAAGAACAGCAGAGCCAAGAGAUCAAUUGGGAACAAAUACCUGAAGGAAUCAGUGAUUUGGAACUAGCAAAGCAGCUCCAAGAAGAAGAGGACCGACGGGCUUCUCAAUAUUAUCAAGAACAGGAACAAGCAGCAGCUGCGGCUGCUUCUGCUUCUACACAGGCUGAGCAAAGCCAGCCAGCGCAAGCCUCUCCAUCAAGUGGAAGACAAUCUGGGAAUAGUGAACGUAAACGAAAGGAACCUCGAGAAAAAGAUAAAGAAAAAGAAAAGGAAAAAAAUAGCUGUGUCAUUUUGUAACAAGUGUUGGAUUAUAUCGGAACCAUCUAUAUGUCUUGAGAAACAAAACCGCAGGAGGAAAAGAAGAAAAACCGAUAAAUACCGUUUGUGCCUGAUUUCCCAAUGGAUUUUGUUCAUGUUUUUCAGGGGAAAGGUUGUUACUUAGUUAUAAUCAGACUCUUUCAAGUCACACAGUACACUCUUUAUGAGCUGGAGGUUCAUGUUACAAGUUGGAAAUGCUGUGUGUUGUCAUUCAUGAAAAAUACUGUACUUGUAGCCAAAUAAGCAAAUCACAGCAAAUUUUGUGUCACAGUGACAUUCAUAACUCAUAUCAGUUAGUAAGCUAUUUUAUCUUCUGUUCUAACAGUGAAUGGAGGUAAUUGAUUUUGUCUGAUUCCUUCCCGAAAUCUAAAUAUUAGCACAAUAGUUUCUGAAAUUAAUUUUUACAAUGUUAAAUUAUGAUAUAAUCCACAAGAAACCAGGGGUUUAAUAUAGGGAUUUAAAAAGCAAAUAAUAAUAAUAAUAAAAAAUAACAGGAAUAAAUAACUCUUAAUUGUAUAUUGGACUAGUUCAGCCCUUGAACAGCUUUACCUUUCUUUAGGAAUGUACAGUUUUAGAUAUUAUCUUGAGAAUUGAUAAUGGAGCUUGGAUUUAAUUUAGAUAGAAAAAAAAUAAAGAUUUCUAUUUCUUUUCCAAUAGCAAAAAAAUUACAUAACACUAAUAUUCAUAUCCUAUCAAAAUCAGAUAUUAUUGACUUUGUAGUGUGACAUUUUGAGGAAUUUUGAAAUCUUUAAUAUAGGUAACUUGGACCACAGUUACUAUUUAUUGAUAGUGUGAUAAGUGAGAGUAAGAAGGAAUCCACAGUGGAUGCUAGGCUUUGUAAAUACGGGGACGUAGAAAAGCAAAUAGUUCGAUGUCUACCUUUUUCUAGAAUUACCUUGAACCUUAAAAUUUAAAUCAUGUUUAUUUGCUAGAAAAUUAAGUACACUUAUUAAAACCAACAAAAAAGCACAUUUCUGAAAGUUAGACAUAGAUAAUCUCUGAGUCUCGUAAGAAAGCAUUAAUAAAAAUCUGAAGGGAUUUAUGUAAAAGCAAUCAGAUUUUUUUAACUUAUGGGAACCAAAUAAACCUAUAACAUCUUGUAGUGUUUGUAGGAUUCAGAAAGAAUAUUUAUUGAACUUUAUUAUGAGGCAAUACAUAUUUUCCUGUAUUUCUAGAUAUAGUUUGGAAAACUAUCCUUAAUAGUCCUUUUUAUAUGCUUUAUAUUUAAAAGUUUGUUUUAGUCAUUUUUGAAAUGACUAUUGCUGCUGCAAAUAGUUAUAUGAUUUACAUUCUAAGCCUCAGUAAAUUUGUUGGUUUAAGAGCAUCUUAAUCUAACCUGAGCAUCCACUUGGAGAGAGUUUUUUGUGGUGUGGGGUGACAAUAGACUACAAAAAAAUGUGGUCUAGAUUUCUUAAGCUGUGUCCUUAACAUUCUCCGUGAUCCAAGACCAGUUAUAGGAUUAGUCUAUAUGUAAAAAGUAAAGUCUUAUUUAUGGAAGGAGUUAUUCUAAGGGGAAAAUCCAGGGUCAAGCUGUAUCUUUUAUGUCCUUCUGUAUUGCAUGUCUGUUUAUAUUAUACCAUGUGUUAGUCCUUCAGAUUUACUAUGCUAGCAUGAUACAUCAUCAGAGAACCUGCUUGGGGUAUAAAACUUUAACAAAAUAUUUGGUGAGUCUCUUUGAUAAACCAGGAUAUGCGUAUAUUGGUAAAGUAAUCAGAUGUACCACACAAUUCUCUGUUGGCUCCAACGAGUUGACCUGAGUCCAAGUUUACUUGAUAUCACUCUGUUGGUUGAAGGAGGAAACUCAAACCUCAGGGUUUGUUUUUCCCAGAACAGAUAGCAGUGACAGUACAUUAUAUUUUAAUAAGAAAAAAACAAAGCAAGAAAUCCUGACAAAUUUUAAAAAGCGUAUUUGAGGCAUAUUUUUCCAUAAUUAUAUACUUAUCUAUGUAUUGCCCUUGAAAAUAUGUGUAGAAGUGAUUCUUCUGUUAUUUGCUACCGUCUUCUGAAUUUGUUCCAAAGAUAACACUGCCAUUCUCCAUUCCCUCUGGAAGAAAACAGCUCACUCAAAAGCAGCAGAGCUGCUAUCAGAUAAGUAGCUGUCAAUGUACACUACUAAUAAGUAACUACAAAAUGUAAUGUGUUUGUUAAUUCAACCUUUUUCUAUGUAAUAUUUUCAAGUCCGACUUUCUUACAUUCCUGGAAUUGUUUGAUAUACCAAGAGUAAUAAUGAUAAAAUGUUUGCUUUGAUUACUGUGGGGGAAAAUUAAAUGUUCAAUUCUAUUAAAACAAAUACAGAAAUACUGGUUUCCCAUCCUUGAAGAUUAUAAAGAAUUUAGAGCUAUUGUGUCUUUAUUUUCUUAUAUUUUACUCAAGGCAACAAAUUAUAUAUGCAGACAUUUCAUUGCUGGUUUGGAUACAUUGGAAUUUGACAGUGGUAUAUUAAAGUCUUUCCUUCACAGUAUUUCGCAAUACUUGAAAACUGUUACAUGUACACUGCUGCCAGAAGUUAGAACUCAAACAUUUUUGUUUUUAAUAUUUAUAAGCUAGAUUGGGGCAUAUUUGCAUCAACCAGUUAUACCAUUAGAGUUAGCAAAAGAGGCACAUGAAUAAAUAUGAUCACUGCACUUUCUCCUGUUUUUAGAGUCUGUUCCUUAAGGUUAGUGACUAGUCUUUAUUAACAAUACGAAAAUUUUCUUCAUGUCUAAUCCCACUGAACCAACGAUACUGUGAUUUACAGUAGAUUAUCAACUCUUAAAAGUAGUAUGUGUUUCUAAAGCAAGGAUCCAUGACUUCUAUUAGACUGUCAAAAGAAUGGGACUUUUCCCUCAAAUUUAAUAAUCACCUUUUUAAGACUAUACACACUAAGUAGUUUGAGGCAGCUGAAAUUGGCAGUGGCUGCUUUCUGUAAUAUGCUGGUCCAUUGUGCUUAAAGUAACUUCUGCCAUGUUUCAAGGUGUGUCAGGUUAGUAGUUCAAUGAGGCAUCGAUUUAAGUUUAGGAUUAGGUUUUGGAAUAUGUUUUGUUUUAUUGUCUCACACAUCUAGUAUUUGACUACUUAUCCCCUACUGUGUUUCAAAGUCUUUCUCAUACUUCGUGAUCUUAGUUUAACUAGGCAAGUUAGUAUCAGAGAUUAGUUGACUGAAACCAACAUUAACCAUUUUGUACUUCCACAAAAACUUAACAUUUUGUUUUCAAUGAAUCACCAAUUCAAUUCACUAAGAUCUUGAGAGGAAAGGAUUAGAGGUCAAGUAGAUAGUUAAGGAAAGAAUUAUUGUGGUCCUAUAGUAAUACAGGCAUAUGAAGCAGAAAAACCAAGGCAAGAGUUUCCAGAACUCAUUUAUUUAUGUCCUCGAUCUCAUUUAAAAUUUUUUUAGAAAGCAAAAAGCAAACAUCACAUUUCACUUAACUUUCCUAUUCAAUGUACCAGUUAAAUGAUGGAAAGCCUAUGGGCUUUAACCUAUCACAUGAUCCUUGAGUAUACAAUUUAAACUAUGAUUGUAAACUAAUGUUAAAAUAAGAUGGAGGCAUUAAAGAUAGCAUAUAAUUUCUAUUUUAAGGAACUGGAAAUGUGGAAUUCUGAGUCAUUUCAUGUCUAAAAACCUGCUUUUUUUUUGCCAUGGGCAAAUUUUCUGUACUUCAAUUUACUCUAAAUAUGUAAAUGAUGCUUAUUUUUUAGUGCUUUGCACUCCUGAAUAAAGGGCAUACGAUAAGCACUGAGUAUUACUUAAAUAAUCAUAAAUAAUACAGAUAUUUUGUUGUUGAAUAUGCAGGAUUUUCCCCCAAUGACUAUUUAUUAAGCCAGUUUUUUAAUGCUGUCAAAAUUUGUAAAAUUGUCUUUGAGUACAGCCUCAUUUCUUCCCAAAAUGUAUUUUACAGUUGCUUUUGUGUUCUGCGGACUAUAGGGUCAAAAUCAAGAGUAUGUUGGCAGAAUAAAAAUCAUUAUAAAUUUAUUGUUUCCAAUAUCUUUCAUAUAUCUAAAUAUUUAGAUUCUCUUUGCUUUUCCUCCAUUGAACAAAGUACAAUGGUAUAAGUUCACUAAUACCAUAUAUGUCAAUUUAUUGGAUGGAUGGAAUUUAUUUAGAUCUCUCAAGUACUGUCAUUUUUAGGGCUAUUUAAAUUAACUAUUUUUAGUAUAAAAUGUUACCUGAUGUCCAGUUAAAUUCCUUUUAAAAAGUGACUGAAACUGGUAAAGGAACUCAUCAGAAUCAGAGUUCUUAGGUUCUCUGGUAAUUUAGUGUCUUUUUUUUUUUUUAACUGACGGCUAAAACUUCUGAAGCUCUUGGGAAAACAUGAACUGAGGUUACUCUUGUCAGUUGAUACUAUAAAACAAACUAAAAUUUAAAAUCAAAGGCUUCCUGAAAAACAUAAAUUGCAAAAUAGAGAUAAGGGAGACUGAGUCACAAAUUGCAGGGCCCUGAUAAAUUUCAUUUACUUUGAAGAUCUAUCUAAAUGUCAAUUUGGGCAUGUAUCUUAAUCCUGGUGUUUUUGCUGUUAAGAAAUUAUAGUUUAAUAAAUUGUGACAUAUAUAUAUAUAUUUUACAUAAAGGAUUCUAGUUUCUAAUUUCACUUCUGAUCACAAAAACAUGAAACUCAAAAACGGUAAAAGUCUUCAACUACUGCCUCAAGUUCAGCUUCAUCCUGUUAUCCUAAGAAAGGAGAUUUAGACUUGUCUGCCUAUAACAGAUGUUUUUUAGGGCAUGGUACUAUCUUAGAUAAGGUAUUGAAAUACCAUGGCAGAAAUACAAAACCUAAGCUUUAAACCACAGUAGAUUAAAGAACUAAAAGUUGUAUUAGUCUACAACUCUCUACUUUGAUAUUAAUUGGCACAAUUUUUUGAAAACACUUAAUUUGUCACCAUUAACUUUAAAAGCUGUGCAUCCAAGCUCACUGUAAUACCCCUACUUUGAGAGGCACGGAUGCCUCCCAGAUUUAGAGAAUGCACAAAGCAAAAUUCUUCUGAAGGUGAUCCUGGCUUGGCUUUAGUAGUUACAGCCUCAAAUAGGAAGUCAGAAAACUGAAAUUCCCAUUUAAAUUCCCAAAUCAGCCACCUAUCCAAAUGGGAGUUACAACAAACACCCUACAGACUGCUUCUAAUUAAUAGGAUGUGUUUUAAGACUAAGAUUGACAUUUAUUCUUUAAAGAGGUAUCUCCUGUGUGUCAAUUUUUGUCAGCUUUUGUUCUUUUUUACUUCUUAAUUGUGUGAAAUAACAUUUUUUUCCCCAGAGUACAUAGGAUAUCUAAGCUUUACAGAUUUUUAAAGAUGAGGAUUUUAAAAGCUUACAGCGGUUUUUGUUAAAAGGUUAUCUUCCUCAAUAAAAUGACAACUGUUGUUUUCACAGAUCCACACACAAGUAGGACAGUAUGAUAGAAGAUUGAUACAUGAUUGCUACAUAACAGUAAAAGGGAUAAUCUUCACUGGUGAAACUUCAUAGGAACUCUGAAAGUAAUUUCCUAAUGUUAGUGCAUGUGAGACUUUUUCCUUGAAUUGUGCAGAAUAAUUGGAUUGUGGCACACAUUUUGUGGAAUAGCAGGUAAAAUGUUAUAGACUGCAGAGAAAGUAAUCUUGAAAUAUAACAAGAAAAAGAAACAAGUUUUCUUCCUGUACUGUCCGGACUAUUUGGGUCCAGAAGUUGCUAUGACAUAUCAGAGGUCUCUGUGCCAGGCUAAGGAUUGGCCAAUUGACAAAGAGUUUAAACACAUAGAUUGUGUAUGAGUACCUAUGCUCUUCUCCUUUCUUUCACUAUCCUAAUGCCCUUUCUACUUCUGAAAUAACUCAUCUGUUUUGCUUUAUGACCAGCUUUAAUUCCAGUUUAAGAAUAAUAGCAAUCUUAGAGAUUAAUAGCAAAGAGCAUUGUAAUACAUUUCUUGAAUAAAGACACUUUAAAGCAUGUAUGCCACUUAGGGUUGAAUUGAAUUUCCAUGAAAGUUAUUGUCUUAAAUGCUGAUUAUGCUAAAACUAUUUCACUCUAAAAAGUAUGUCUUAAAUAACUUUAAAAUUUCACUUAAAAAGAUAUACUUAACAGAUUGGAAAGUAUAAAAUAUUUCUGACAGAAUUAUUCAGUAUUAUUCAACAUUUUACUUCAUGUUUGUUACUGUACCACAAGAUGGUAUUAUUCUUGAAUUAAAAUAUUGGAUUUCUUGUUAAUAUACUUAAAACUGUAACCAAUGAUAACACCCUUAGUAU
Molecule: messenger RNA, 8153 nt
Organism: Rhinolophus ferrumequinum (greater horseshoe bat)
Lineage: Eukaryota; Metazoa; Chordata; Mammalia; Chiroptera; Rhinolophidae
Gene: MINDY2
Product: MINDY lysine 48 deubiquitinase 2
Exons: 9
Coding region: 75-1949 (624 amino acids)
Biological process (GO): protein K48-linked deubiquitination
Cellular component (GO): cell periphery; cytosol
Molecular function (GO): cysteine-type deubiquitinase activity; cysteine-type carboxypeptidase activity; K48-linked deubiquitinase activity
Source: RefSeq, a predicted model, not a curated record